ACUAGAUCAUUCCAUUACUGCGGCUACUCUUCGCCCCACAUUCACGCCACAGCGAGCGCCGUCGCAUCGCUCUGCUGCUUCUAUUAGCUCUUCUGCUUCCAGAGAUACCAUUCGCCAGGGUAGCAUUACCGGCAUGAUGAACGCGGAAAGGAGUCGCACGCGGAGGGAGAGGACCUUUGUUGGGAGUGAAUGUGCCGUCUGUGAGGAGCCGUUGGAGCACACACUUCGCGGCGAGAGGAUUUUACAAUUUUCGUGUUCACAUGUUUCCCACGAAGCAUGCUUCUAUGAAUUCAUACGGGAAUUCGAGUCGCAAUAUUGCCCGUCAUGCAAUGCACCCUUGCAUUUAGACACGAGUCGGGGAGGAAACGUGUUGGACAUCGAGAAGAUAACAAGCAUGGUGCGAUCAGUAUCCGGUGGCGAUAACAGGUCACUUACCACACCAACUACUUCGAGGGAGCCUUGGGAAACCCAAGGCGUCCGGCCGCCCAGUGGUGAGUCGAAUAGCCGAAGCAUGCCUAUCCCCCCUAGUAAUGGCCGCGAGAGCGCAGCCCAGGGCAGCUUCCGAAACAGCCGGGAAACAGCAGGCUCGGACCGUUACGCGGCUGCUCACAGACAUGGCCGUAGCGACAGCGAGGCGACGGGUGUUGCCUCUUCAACCGGCUACCCCGAAACAACGCAGAGUGGCCCGCCCCGCCGUCACGAUUACGAUGUUCAAGCUAUGGAGACGACGCCAAGUAGCCCGAGGGCCAUGGCGCGCAAUCCGAUCCCGUCGCCAUCGGUCGUCGUUCGAUCUGAAUUCCCAACCAUAAAUCGAUCGCGACAGCAGCAGACCUUGACGUGCCUUGUCACGGUAGAAGUUGCCGACAACAAAUGGAGGCCGGAUCCCGAAGACCUUGGAGUAGUGAAUCCAGUACCACAGAUGCGCAUGGAGGAAGCAUUUGCGCAAAGGCCGCCAUCGCCGGCGAGGAGCUCGCAACCACGUUUCUUCCCAUAUGAAGCGCCUGAAGUAUUGGAGGAGAUGACUGAAAACCUGCGAAAUCGGGUUGAUAAUUGGCAUGGACUUGAUUUUAAUAGAUUCGGAAAGCUUCGACUUUACGGCACCUUGCGAGUGGGCAAGGAUAAAGUCUCAUGGCAGGAGCUUGAAUGCUAUCUCUUUGCUGAGAUGCUCAUUUGUGUCAAAGAGAAGAAAAAUCUACCACCUGCUCCACAACAACAAUGGGAUGAAAACGGAAUGCCGCGGAAAGCGACGCGAUGUACCCUAAAGGGCUCCAUCCUUAUCAAGAAGCAUCUUAAUGAGGUCUCAGAAACUGAUGAGAACAUAUUGACACUCAGUCUCUCUGUCGCUGAGCUCCCGCAGUUCCACCUGCGUUUUGAUAACCGAAAUCAGUUGAAGCUGUGGCAGCAAGCUCUUCUUGACCUUAAUGCUGUCGAGACCUCUCCAGUCCGAAGUCCAGAUUACGAGCGCCAUGAGGCGUCUGAAAACGAAGAAGACGAAUGGGGUAGAGGACCUCGGCCUCAGCGAGUUUCGUCGGUGGCGUCUUCGUUUGGACCCAAGUCCGUCACGACUGCCCCUACCGAGUAUACUAGCCUCGCUAAGAGCCCGCUUCUUUCCUCCUUCCACGUGCCUAUCGAUGUUGUCGUAGUCGUACCCAUCUCAUCUUCGAUGCAAGGCGUUAAGAUAAAUCUAGUUAGGGAUGCCCUGAAAUUCAUGGUCCAUACUCUCGGUGAGCGCGACCGCAUGGGCCUAGUCACAUUUGGCUCAGGAGGAGGUGGUGUACCUAUUGUCGGUAUGACUACUAAGGCCUGGCACGGAUGGAACAAUAUCUUGGCAUCGAUCAAACCUGUCGGACAGAAGAGUCACCGCGCAGACGUCGUCGAAGGCGCAAACGUUGCCAUGGAUCUACUGAUGCAACGCAAGUAUAACAACCCGAUCGCGACCAUCAUGCUUAUUAGCGACGCCUCGACAUCUGAUGCUGAUAGCGUUGACUUUGUCGUUUCACGAGCGGAAGCUGCCAAGAUUACAAUUCAUUCGUUCGGCCUCGGAAUGACACACAAGCCAGAUACCAUGAUAGAACUAUCUACGCGGACUAAGGCAUCGUAUACCUACGUUAAGGACUGGAUGAUGCUACGCGAAUGUCUGGCGGGAUGCUUAGGGUCGAUGCAAUCUCUGUCUCACCAGAAUGUAAAGCUCAAGCUCAAGCUCCCGGAAGGGUCACCUGCUAGAUUCCAUAAGAUCAGCGGAGCAUUGCAGAUCACCAAGCGUGCUACAGGCCGUGAUGCGGAAGCUUCUCUCGGCGACCUCAGAUUUGGCGAUAAACGGGACAUUUUAGUUCAACUAGUUAUCGUCCCCGACAACUCUUCACAAGAGCAGCUACCCCAGGAUCCAUGGGAGACGAUUGUAUCCGGUUUGGAAGCUUUGGGUGGUCCGGUAGAACAUGAUGACCAAAGGGCAGUCUCGGUGGAAGAAUUGCCACUCAUCCAAGCUGAUUUAGUCUGGGGGGACAUAUUAAGGGAUGGCACUAUGAUGCAUCUUCCUAGGCCGUCCCUACUUGCCAUCACAAUGUUGCCGGCCCCCGGCAAUUCGAAGAAAGUUUCGUCCUGGCAGAAUAACCCGCCCAUUCCUCCUCAUCCGCAUAUCGUCCAACGGCGGAUGGAACUUCUUACUUCCGACAUGCUUACCCGAGCAUUAACGUUAGUCUCCCGAGGCCAGCACGAUCGCGCACACACCCUCUUGAACGAAACUCGCUCGAUCUUGAAAGGAUUAGGCAAAGGCGGUCUUCCACCUGUUCCCCUACCGCCGUUACCUAAUAGCAAAUCAAACUCCUCGAACUCCCAGUUAGGAUCAGAUGCUUCUCCGAUUUCAGCUACGCCCGACCGGAAGCAUACUCCGUCACCGACUGCUUCGGCUCAUUCGGGUCUCAACGGUUUCCCGCCACCGAUAUCUAGGACUCGAUCGAACGACGGCUUGACCCUAGCCAAUGCGAACGGCAUCGACGUCGGCACGGUCGCCGCACUUGAUGCCGAACUUGAAGCUAGUCUCGAGUGGAUCAGUCAUCCGGCGGUCUUUGGCCGUGACAGUCGUAAGGCGGUCUUGCAGGCUAUUGGCGUAAUAAGUAGCCAGAGAGCGUUUACGUUCCGGACGCCAGUCGAAAGUCUGUGGGCGGGGCGUGUUAGUGGUGUUAAGAAGUUGACAGACAAGAGCCGCGAGUGGAGAGAAGAAGCAGGCGGCGAAGGGAUCAUCGAAGAACCAUGAUGACAAAUUUUCGUUUUCUCAUCUUUUUACAUAUCCACAUCCUGGAAACCUUGACGUCCAAAUAGACCCACGACCUCUACGGGACCAUGUCUUGAACGAAUAUUUUACUUGAUCUGAGGCUUAUUUAUACACACCUUUUUUUCGUUUCUUCACUGUUCGCAUUCCCUUUUGUCGCUACUCGAACCGCUUGUGGGCUUCUGAUUUAUCCCACAGCCUAGUUCCUUACGACCUAAAGAUACCAUUUCGGAUUUUCUCAUUACGUAAACUAAAGCGAGCGAAU
Molecule: messenger RNA, 3533 nt
Organism: Annulohypoxylon truncatum
Lineage: Eukaryota; Fungi; Ascomycota; Sordariomycetes; Xylariales; Hypoxylaceae
Product: Pleckstrin homology domain-containing protein
Exons: 5
Coding region: 134-3253 (1039 amino acids)
Source: RefSeq, a predicted model, not a curated record